AUGGAGCUUCUAAAGCAGAAGAGAGUUCAAGAUCAGCUCAAAAUUGAGAAAUAUAGACAGUUGACCGACACUGUCCUGGGGCUGAAGGAUAAAAGGGAGUUCACUAUUGAGUCCUUGAAACUCACCACUAACUUAUUGGAACUCAAUCCCGAAUUCAAUGCUGUUUGGAACUAUAGGCGUGACAUUAUAGUGGAUCUAGGCGAGAAGCUCGAGCCAAAAUUCUGGGAAGAUGAACUGAUGUUUGUAAUGGCCCAAUUGAAACGAUUCCCCAAGGUAUAUUGGAUUUGGAAUCAUAGACUAUGGACUUUACAAAACUAUCCUGGUGCCAGUGUGAAGAUAUGGGGUCGAGAACUUGUAAUUGUGAACAAAUUGCUUGACGCUGACGCUAGAAAUUACCAUGGUUGGCAUUAUAGAAGAAUAGUGGUUUCCCACAUGCAAAAGAUGACAGGCAAUGAUAUGAACAAGGAAGAACUGGAAUACGCUACCACAAUGAUCAAAAGCAAUAUAUCAAAUUUCAGUGCCUGGCACCAAAGAGUCCAACUUAUACAAAAAAUGCUAGAGAAGAAUGAGAUUGAGGACAAAACAUUAUUUAUUGAGAAAGAGAUUGAUUUUGUUACCAAUGCAAUGUUUACAGAUGCUGAAGAUCAAGCUGUAUGGUUCUAUAUCAAAUGGUUCAUUAGGAGUGACUUAGUUCUGAAAGUAUUGACAAAGGAGAGGUACCUAGAGAUGUUAAAAACAUUUUGGGAAAAUAUAACAAUGAUUAAUGAAGACGAGCUAGAGUUUUCUGGCAAAGAAAAUACGUGGUGCUUGAAAUUACUGCUGGUUAUACAACAGAUUCAAAAGUCAGAAGGUAUUGAUAUAGAAGAUCAUACUAAAAUUUACUUAGAAAAGCUAUUAACGGUUGAUCCGUUGAGGAAGAACAGAUACAAGCAUUUAUUGAAAUUAGAAUGCUAA
Molecule: messenger RNA, 954 nt
Organism: Nakaseomyces glabratus
Lineage: Eukaryota; Fungi; Ascomycota; Saccharomycetes; Saccharomycetales; Saccharomycetaceae
Gene: BET4
Product: Rab geranylgeranyltransferase BET4
Biological process (GO): protein geranylgeranylation
Cellular component (GO): Rab-protein geranylgeranyltransferase complex; cytoplasm
Molecular function (GO): Rab geranylgeranyltransferase activity
Source: RefSeq, a predicted model, not a curated record